AUUUUCAAAAAAACUAGGCCUUGAAACCAGACUGUACUAUUACUUAAUCAAGAUCAUUUUGCAAAUUGGAAUACGAACAAGAACCCAAUAUCUUAGCCUUAAUUGUCAAGAUAAACCAACGUUUUAUAACCCUUUUGAUCUGACAAAUCUUAAAUUAGGAAAAUGCAUUUUUUGGAUUAUAAAAUUUAUAGUAUGUUAUGUAUCUAUUUUUAAAACAAAAGUCCUGAAAUUUUAAAAAUAUAGAAAUAAUGUAUGCCACGGCAGUGAUGUUUGUUUUAACUGGAGCAGGCUGUUUUAUGCUCGGUGCCAUUGCACAGCAAAAUAUAUCGUACAGGAGAAUUAGGGCUAUCAUGCUUGCCGAUCCAUAUGUUUUCAAAUGCCGGCAAAACAUAUUUAAGGCGUUAGGAUUCCUUGGAAAACCAAGCGAGGAACCCAAUAUCACGACUGUUCAUUCAACGGAGACAGUGGAGCAAGAAGAAGGUGACAAGACUCUACCAAUUAAAUCUAAAUCGCAAGCAGAUACAUCCAUAUUUACGAAAAUCGGAUUGUGGAGUCGCAUGCAGGCUAACAAAAUGGUCCAUUUAAUGCCCCUGCCCAUCGGGCCAGCUUAUGAUUCAGCUCUUGAAACUGAGCACGUAGAGGGUAUCAUGAAGUAUGGCUUCCCGGGAAUGGACGAAAUACAUGUGUAUAAGAAUUUUGUACUCUCCUACGAUCGCCGAAAUCGGAUUCCGCAUUGGGUGUGUGAGCACAUCAAGAAUGACUGUUUUACGAGUAUAGACCAAAGGACUGUUUUCAAGCCGAAUGAAUAUAUUACGGACCAUAGCAUUCCCACAACCUUCUGUCCCAAUAUGCGGGACUUUCGGAACAGCGAUUGGGUCGGAGGUCACAUGGCCUCUCCGCAAAACUACAAAUGCGACUAUGAAAGGUUCGUCGAGACAUACAAGUUCCCCAAUAUAAUACCCAUCAGUCGGGGUCUCAAAAAUCACCUUUGGAGACGUUUGGAAAAAUAUGUCGAGGAGCUGGCGAAAAGAUAUGGUUCAGUAUACGUAUACACCGGUCCUCUAUUCAUGCCCCAGAGGAUUUCUUUCCGAAACUGGGCGGUGCGCCAUCACGUAAUGGGCAUGAAUACUGUCGCAGUGCCAACUCACUUUUUUAAAAUUAUCAUAUGCGAGCAGGAUGGUGAUGACCUGCCCACUAUGGAGGGCUUUGUAGUGCCCAAUGCCGCAGUCGAUAAGGAAAUGGACCUGCGUUCUUUUAUGUCCGAUAUUCGGGAUAUUGAGCAUUUCGCGGGUCUUAAGUUUUAUGAGGGGAAGCAGAACCUAGACGAGUCACCAGCUACCACGUCCGAGGACAACGAUUCAUAAACACUGUUAUCAAAUGACCGUAUACGUUCUUAUUAUUAUUAUAAUAAAAAAUGUCUUAACACGGCUACAUGGGAAACAUAA
Messenger RNA from Drosophila kikkawai, 1445 nucleotides. RefSeq names its product Testis EndoG-Like 4 (gene Tengl4). Gene Ontology annotation, cellular component: nucleus; mitochondrial inner membrane. The record is from RefSeq and is a predicted model, not a curated record. Gene Ontology annotation, molecular function: nucleic acid binding; RNA endonuclease activity; metal ion binding. Gene Ontology annotation, biological process: apoptotic DNA fragmentation. Lineage: Eukaryota; Metazoa; Arthropoda; Insecta; Diptera; Drosophilidae.